AUCCAAAGUCUCACGUGUUUGUUGCUCUAGCACAGGCACUAUUGGCAAUGGAGCAAAUCCUGAAAGUUGGAGACAAGGUGCUGGUUCUGUGGGAGGGUCGUAUCGACGGUGGAACAGCCACGGAUCUCAAACAGAAAGUUGCAGCUUUGGUAAAAAACGCUGAACUUUGUCAUUUCGAAAAUGUGGAGAAGAUGCUCGAGUCUGAACACCCAGGAUCCAGUUUUGAUGUUGUGCUCGUUGGUUUUGUUACGCCGAAGAUGAGACCGAGCUGUGACACCUUCGUUAACAUUAUCGGUCUACUAAAGCCGAAUGGAAAACUCCUUGUCAAGCUAAGUGGAGCAGGUCUGGAUUCUGGCAGCCUUGUUUACAACUUGAAGUUGUCUGGCUUCAUUGAUAUAUCUCAGAAUGCGAGCAAUGGAGAGAGUGUGGAAAUAACUUGUUCAAAGCCAAGUUAUGAGAUUGGGUCUUCCUCAAAGCUCCCGUUUGCUGGUACAUCCACUGGAAAUCAAGAACCCAGUUCAGACGUAGACAAGAUUUGGUCAUUGUCUGCACAAGACAUGCUUGAUGGUGAUGUAGACCUUGUUGAUCCAGACCAGCUGAUUACUGAAGAAGACUUUAAGAAACCAGACCCAAGUGAUCUCAAAGCAUGUGGUGGUGAGAAGAAGCGACGUGCUUGCAAAAACUGCACAUGUGGUCUUGCUGAAGAACUAGACCGUGAAGCAGCUGCCAAGGCUGCUGCCGCACAGCAGCCAAAGUCUUCAUGUGGAAAUUGCUACCUUGGCGAUGCAUUCCGCUGUGCCAGCUGUCCAUAUCGAGGCUUACCUGCAUUCAAGCCUGGUGAAAAGAUCGUCCUUACCGAAGACCAGCUAGCAGUUGACUCGUAAUAGUCAUGUGAAGAAUGAGUGAACAUCUUAGGGAGAAUAUAGCAUAUGAUGACCGUUGUGGGUCGUUUUGUGAGGAGCCAAAGUACUGUUGGCACGUUUCCUGUGUGCUUUCCUAUGUGAUCAUGGUUUGUCACCACAUGACUGCUGUACAACUUUUGUAGCGUUGCAUUUUAAUAAGGCAGUACACAUGUUGCAGUACAGGACAGUAGAGUGAUAAUUAAGGACACAACUUGUGUUUCACGUUAAGUGCAAGUUCCGCAUAUUGCUCUCCAAUGUAAAUUAAUGAAUGUGGGUGUUGUGAUUCUAAAAUAAUGCAUAUUGGAAUGUGCAAGGCAUGCAAAGUUUGUACUACACCUUUAAAUGAAGGUGCGUAAGUAGCAUAUGUAUAUACUUACAUUGUAUGAGGAUGUCUCAGCAGCAAAUCAGGCCUUUGGUUGCUUUUGUGUUCCUAACAGAAAUAUGGAACGGUGUCUGAUUGUCAACUUGCAUCCUUAGAGCGCAAUUUUUCUUAUUAAAUACAAAAUUUAGGCACUUUAUUGUGUACUUCCUUGCUGCCAUGACUGAAAUAGGUUCUGGCAUUUCAUUUAUUUAGAUUUACUAAAAUUGCACAAUUUUGCUGGGCUUUUUCAAAAAGGUCUGUGGUACACAGUAAACUGUUGGCAUUGCACCAUGCGGUGUGCCCAGUAGCCAGGAUCAUAAGUGCAAGUGCAGUCUAUGUGGAUAAAUAAAGCCAAUAUGUUUCUAACUACCA
Molecule: messenger RNA, 1635 nt
Organism: Rhipicephalus sanguineus (brown dog tick)
Lineage: Eukaryota; Metazoa; Arthropoda; Arachnida; Ixodida; Ixodidae
Gene: CIAPIN1
Product: anamorsin homolog
Exons: 8
Coding region: 48-884 (278 amino acids)
Biological process (GO): iron-sulfur cluster assembly
Cellular component (GO): cytoplasm
Molecular function (GO): iron-sulfur cluster binding
Source: RefSeq, a predicted model, not a curated record